AUGGCCGCGAUGCAGCCAGGCUACGGGGCCCCACCGGGCCACUUCGCGGUGGGCGGCCACGUGUAUCGUGGACCGCAAGCACUGGCCCAACCGUACCGUGCUGGAUCGCCCUUGUCGCCCUUAUCGUCCUUGUCGCCCCAGCUUGGUGUCCCUUUGCCACCGGCAGGCUCCGCGAGAGAUAGGAGCAGCUCUCCGGGGGUCACCUCACCCACUUCGCCUGGGCUCCCACUCAUGGCGAGAACAGGACCACGGGCUGCUCUGCCACCUGACGUCGACUUCCGAGGUGGCGUGUCUUUCGGCGGCGCGAGCUACGAGCAAUACACAGACGAGGAGUCUCCGACAGUGUCGGACCAGGAGCUAAAGUCCAUCUACGCCAAGCUGGACAAGAACUCCAACGGCAUCGUGUCCAAGCUCGAGCUCAUUGCUGCAGUGAGUCAAGACAAAAGCAUCGCCAAGCUCCUCGGCAUCGAUGGAGACUCGCUGCUCAGUGAUGAGAAGAGCUUCGAUGAGCUGCACAGCAUCUUCGAGGAAAUCUCAGCCGGCAAGAAGGGCAUCGACUUCGAGUCCUUCUGCAAGCACGUGCGCAAGGCGAAGGCCGACAAAACGCCUAGGUCGAGCCGCAUGCAGGAGAUCUUCAACCUCAUCGCAGGGCGCUGA
Molecule: messenger RNA, 657 nt
Organism: Symbiodinium natans
Lineage: Eukaryota; Dinophyceae; Suessiales; Symbiodiniaceae
Source: the annotation of a GenBank genome assembly